Fusarium keratoplasticum is the source of this 1434-nucleotide messenger RNA. RefSeq names its product Aminotran-1-2 domain-containing protein. The transcript is spliced from 2 exons. The coding region runs from base 1 to 1434 and encodes 477 amino acids. Gene Ontology annotation, molecular function: pyridoxal phosphate binding; L-2-aminoadipate:2-oxoglutarate transaminase activity. Lineage: Eukaryota; Fungi; Ascomycota; Sordariomycetes; Hypocreales; Nectriaceae. The record is from RefSeq and is a predicted model, not a curated record. Gene Ontology annotation, biological process: biosynthetic process.
AUGGCCCCCGCGACCCACGCCUCCGAGUUCCCCUCGAACCCCGACGCGGGCAAGCACCAGAUCAACCUCAUCCGCGGCUGGCCCAACCCCUCCCUCCUCCCCACCGACCUCCUCUCCUCGGCCGCCCAGCGCAACCUUGCCGACCCCUCCAUCUACGUCCCCGCGCUGCAAUACGGCGCCGACGCCGGCUACCAGCCCCUGCGCGAAGCCCUGGCCACAUGGCUGUCGGAGCACUACCGCGUCGAGCGGGACCCGGAGCGCAUCUGCAUCUCGGGCGGCGCCAGCCAGAACGUUGCCUGCAUCCUGCAGAGCUUCACCGAUCCCAACGUCACCCAGGCCGUGUGGUGCGUUGCGCCGUGCUACCACCUCGUCUUUCAGAUCUUUCGCGAUGCUGGCUUCGAGGGGCGGUUGAAGGCGUUUCCCGAGGAUGAGGAGGGCGUUGACAUCGAGGCGUUGGAGGCGAAGCUCGCCAAGUUUGAGGAGAACCCACCAGAGGCCAAGCCUCGCUUCAGCGACCCAGGACAGUAUCGCAAGCAUUACCGCCACAUCAUCUACGUCGUGCCGACAUGCUCAAACCCAUCCGGCAAGACAAUGUCCCUGCGCCGCCGCGAGGCCCUCGUGCGGGUGGCGCGCAAGUACGACGCCCUCAUCAUCUGCGACGACGUCUACGACUUUCUCCAGUGGCGCAUCGACAGCGACCCAGCCAAGAUCGCCGAACACCUGGGUCCGAAUGAGCACCCGGAUAUGCUGCUCCCGCGGCUGUGCGACAUUGACCUCGCCAUGGGCCAGGCGGAGAAUGAUCCCCAGGGGUUCGGACACGCUGUGAGCAAUGGUUCCUUCAGUAAGCUUGUCGGACCUGGUGUGAGGACUGGCUGGCUUGAGGGUUCGCCUGCGUUUGCUCGGGGUCUGUCGCAGACGGGAGCAACUCAAUCGGGGGGCUCACCGAGCCAGUUCUGCGCCUCCAUGAUGGCCGACUUGGUCCAGUCAGGUGCUCUCCAGGAGCGCCUCGCCACGACACUACGGCCCAGACUGCAACAUCGACACCGCGUUCUGAUGCAGGCGAUUCACAAACACCUGGCCCCUCUCGGUGUUGGAAUCCGUGAGGCUGGGCUUGUCGAUGGGAGUGUGUACGGCGGCUACUUUGUAUGGCUAACGCUUGGCCCUGGCGUGUCUUCAAAGUUGGUAGCUGAUGCUGCCAUCGCCGAGGAGAACCUGGUUGUCGGAAACGGUACCAUGUUCCAAAUACGUGGCGAAGAAACCUGUGCGAACCUCAACAGCGCCGUCCGGUUAACGUUUUCCUACGUUCCUGAAGAAGACCUAGUUGAAGGCGUUGAAAGGCUGGCGGCAGUGCUGCAGAGGGUAAAAGCUGAUCCAGCCAAAUACGAGGCGUUGAACGGAGAAACCGACGCUGUGAAAGCCCAUAAAUAUGUUUAA